Messenger RNA from Indicator indicator, 1242 nucleotides. Its product is annotated as methanethiol oxidase-like. The record is from RefSeq and is a predicted model, not a curated record. NCBI's taxonomy places the organism in Eukaryota, Metazoa, Chordata, Aves, Piciformes, Indicatoridae. Gene Ontology annotation, molecular function: selenium binding. The transcript is spliced from 9 exons. Bases 16 to 1242 code for a protein of 408 amino acids.
AUCCACCGCCUGCCCAUGCCCAACCUCAAAGAUGAGCUGCACUGCUUGGGCUGGAGCACUGCCUGCGGCUGCUUUGACAAUGCCACAACAAAAAGGACCAAGCUGAUCCUUCCCUCUCUGAUUUCCUCCCGCAUUUACGUGGUGGAUGUGGGUUCACAGUGCCGGGCUCCCAAGAUCUGCAAGACAAUUGAGCCAGUGGAUGUCUUCUGGAAGUGCAACAAAGGAUACCUGUCUGUAGUCCGCAGCCUGCCCAACGGGGAUAUCUUGAUUGCCAACACAGGGGACGCAGCUGGCAACGGGAAAGGUGGAUUCAUCACACUGGAGAGAGAGAACCUUGAGUUGAAGGGGAACUGGGAAAAUGAGUGUGAUGUUCCCCCAACUGGCUAUGACUUCUGCUACCAGCCACGCCACAACGUGCUGAUCAGCUCCGCUGGAUCAGUCCCAAGACGGGCAGGACGUGGAUUUAAUCCUGAUGACUUGAAGAAAGGGGUCUAUGGGCACCGCCUCAACGUGUGGAACUUGUCCUGCCGCAGCCUGACUCAGUGCUUUGACCUGGGGGAGGACUCCCUGCCCCUGAGUGUGAAAUUCCUGCACAACCCUGAUGCUGCCGAGGGCUACGUCGCCUGUGCCCUCAGCGGCAUCAUCUACCGCUUCUACAAGUGUGAGAGAGAAAACUGGGCAGUGGAGGAGGUGAUCCGGAUCCCAGCCAAGGACGUGUCAGGAUGGAUUAUGUGCAAGAUGCCAGCCUUCACCACUGACCUCAUCAUCUCCAUGGAUGACAAGUUCCUGUAUCUCUGCAACUGGCUGCAUGGAGACAUCCGCCAGUACGAGCUCUCCAAGCACUGCAAGCCCCGCCUGGUGGGACAGGUCUUUGUAGGAGGCAGCAUCCUCAGAGGAGGACCUGUGACUGUGUGCAGAGAUGAGGAGCUGAAGUGCCAGCCUGAGCCCUUGGUGGUCAAGUGCAAGAGGAUCUAUGGUGGCCCCAGCAAAAUGCAGCUCAGCCUGGACGGCAAGAGGCUGUACGUCACCAACUCCUUCUACAGCACAUGGGACAAGCAGUUCUACCCCAACGUGGUCAGGGAAGGCUCUGUCAUGCUGCUGAUCGAUGUGGACACCGAGAAGGGAGGCCUGACUGUGAACAAGAACUUCCUGGUGGAUUUUGGCAAGGAACCCAAUGGGCCUUGCCUUGCCCAUGACAUUCGCUUCCCCUCUGGAGAUUCCACCUCUGAAACCUUGGCCUAG